Vicugna pacos (alpaca) is the source of this 717-nucleotide messenger RNA. RefSeq names its product olfactory receptor 10H1. Lineage: Eukaryota; Metazoa; Chordata; Mammalia; Artiodactyla; Camelidae. Gene Ontology annotation, biological process: G protein-coupled receptor signaling pathway. The record is from RefSeq and is a predicted model, not a curated record. Gene Ontology annotation, cellular component: membrane. Gene Ontology annotation, molecular function: G protein-coupled receptor activity; olfactory receptor activity.
AUGGAGACAACACAGACCUCGCUUGUGGUUCUCAACCAGGGGCAGUUCUGCUUCCCAGGGGACAUGAGACAGUACGUGAGGAUACUUUUGAUUGUCACAAUUGGGAGCAGCUACCAGCAUGUUCUUGUUUCCAUAUCAUUGACUUUGACUCACCCUCUGCACUACAACGUGCUCACGAGUCCCCGUGGCUGUGCCUGUCUGGUGGCCUGGUCCUGGGUUGGAGGCUCAGUCAUGGGGCUGGUGGUGACAUCAGCCAUUUUCCAACUCACCUUCUGUGGCUCUAAUGUGAUCCAUCAUUUUGUCUGCCAUGUGCUACCUCUCCUGAAGUUGGCCUGUGGGGACAAUGUCUACACAGUGGCCACGAGUGUGGUCCUAGUGUGUAUCAUGGCCCUGCUGGGCUGCUGUCUCCUCAUCCUCCUCUCUUACGCCUUCAUUGUGGCCGCCAUCUUGAGGAUCCCCUCUGCUGAGGGCCGGCACAAGGCCUUCUCCACCUGUGCGUCCCACCUCACCGUGGUGGUUGUGCACUAUGGCUUCGCCUCCGUCAUCUACCUCAAGCCCAAGAUUCCCCAGUCUCUGGAAGGAGACACGCUGAUGGGCAUCACCUACACGGUCCUCACUCCAUUCCUCAGCCCCAUCAUCUUCAGUCUCAGGAACAAGGAGCUGAAGAAUGCCUUGAAGAAGACCUUCCUCAACAAGCUCUACCCAGAAAAAAUGUGA